Neocloeon triangulifer is the source of this 2988-nucleotide messenger RNA. RefSeq names its product serine/arginine repetitive matrix protein 1-like. Gene Ontology annotation, cellular component: RNA N6-methyladenosine methyltransferase complex. The record is from RefSeq and is a predicted model, not a curated record. The transcript is spliced from 16 exons. Gene Ontology annotation, molecular function: metal ion binding. The coding region runs from base 193 to 2946 and encodes 917 amino acids. NCBI's taxonomy places the organism in Eukaryota, Metazoa, Arthropoda, Insecta, Ephemeroptera, Baetidae.
CGGGCCUGAAAAACAAAACAAAACUCAAAUUGUUUCAUGCCUUCUGUGGUUUUCAGCUGCUAAAAUUUUUCUUGAUGAGAAACCCUUGUAAAAUUGUGACUUGAGGAAGAAGUUAGUACAUAAAUUCAUCGACCGGGCAGCCCAAAUCACAAUGCGAUUGGGUUGCCGAGUUGGGUACUGUGCGAAGGUAUAAUGUCGGCCUCGACCAGCAGGAAACGCAAAAACCAGCCGGUGGAGAAGCCUAGCGGGCCCCGACCUAGUGUCUUUGAUCGUUUAGGUACAAAAGCCAAUCCACAACAACCAGAACCGAGAGCAAAUUUCUGCCAUCAUUGGAGAAAUACAGGCAACUGCCCAUUUGGUGCAUCCUGCAAAAAUGCCGCCUUCCACGCAUUGAUAAGCCCAUCAAAACGUGCCAAGGGUAGUGAUAAGGAUCAACACAACAAAGAAGUCGCAAACCGAAAGGAAGUAGGUGGUCGAAACAAAAAAGGGAAAGGCAAGGGUGAUAAUUGGGCUGAACUUGACGAAGGUGAACUAGAGCGCCGAAGAGUUCAGUUGCAAAAAGAGCUCGACCUGCAGAAUAGGCAGGAAAUGAACAAGAAGAAACCCGUCAAAAAGCAGAAAAGAUCAAGUUCAUCUAGCAGUACCACUUCUACUCGCUCUUCGUCAAACACGAGCAAAAACUCUUCAGUUAAAAGCUCCCAGCCCUUGAAGCGCAGACCACGUAAUCGCAAGAGGAAAGGGAAGAAAUUGGGGAUAACGAAACAACUCAAGGAAGCUGAAACAAAAAGGAUGAGGGACAAUCCAAAAGAUGUGAAGAAACGGUCCAGUUCAUCUGGUCGGCAAGAGCAGAGGUCCAGGUCAAAACUCGGGACCGGAUCUAGUUCAGGCCCGAGAAAGAGGAAGAAUUCCUCAUCUUCUGAUAAUACUAGUGCUGAAAGGAAGAGGCAACAGAGCAAAUCCACUUCCCAUCAAAGCAAACCAAAAGGCAGAAGCCCUUCUCCAGACAAAAAGAAGAAACAACCUCCUUUGUCGUACGACAAAAAACUUUCUCCUAGAAGGAGAGAUCAACCAGAUGGCCGCAGAAGUUCACCUUCAAGAAGCAACGUCAGGAAGCGUUCUGCGAGUCCGUUGGCUGCUAGGCCUAGGAGGAGAACUCCAAGCCCAAGAGGAAAAAGUAGCAAAAAACAUGAUUCGCCACCUUUAAACAGACAUCUCCCGUCUCCUGAACGGAAGGAGAGCAGACGAGGCCAGACGCCUCCAUCUCCACACGAUCGACACCAAAGAGUUGGACGUGGCUCAAGACGUAACAGCCCUGAAUCUCACAGAAGCCAGCAAAAUCGGGAUUCUCGAAAUCGUCCUCAGGGGCGCAGUCCUGAACGAAGACCACGAGCACCUUCAAGAGAGCCACGUGAGUUGAAUGAAAAGAGGGACUAUCAACGUCAGGACUACAACAGUCCCGUUCCAGCUCGAGGUCAUGGUAGAAAUUCGCCUGAAAACUCAGGUCGAGACAGACGUGAUGAGCCUUCUAGGGACAAAAAUCGGCCCAAGGAUAACGAUCGAGACAAAAGACGAGACGACAAGUCUCGAGAUAGGGGACGAGGUCGAGAGGAGGAAUUGCCUUCAUUAAUGACAAUCAUGACGCAGCAUCCGCCACAGUAUUCCCCUCGAAGAGGCAGGGAAGAGCCUCAUGAGCACCGAAGUUCUACUAGAGAAAGGGGAAGAUAUGACCGAUAUGAUGACAGGGGAGAGCCACCUGCCCACUCGGAUGAUCAUCAACGCAGUUCAAAGCGACCUCCUCGAAGGGAGAGUCCUUCUAGGCAGAGAGCACAGAAGAGCGGACGAGAUCAUGAUCACCCUGAGCAGCGUGACAAAGAUUGGGAUAGAAGGGUCAAGGGUGGUAGUUCAAGUCAUCGAGACUGGGAUGAACAAAAGCAGGGCCGAAUUAGUAAAGGGCACAGACGAGGCCAUAGCUCUCCGAGUGCAAUCAGCCCCAGAGGAAAAGAUCAAGAGAAUGACAAAAAGGACACAGUGACCGACACCAAACUUGAUGAAUUGGAUGAUGAUAAGAAUAAACAGGAUAAUCAGCUUAUUGACGAGGACACUGUAGAGCCACCCAGUAAGCGCGUCUGUCACGAGGGAGAUGUUCAGGACUCUGGAGGUGCUUUUGAACGUGCUGAAUCUGAUUUCAGUGACUUCAGCGACGAUGCUGAUGACAUUUUAAAUGCUGAUGUGGUUGAGGAUGAGACAGUUGACCAAAUGGAAACCGAGGAAAAAAUCGAUGGUGUUCUUGGAGCUGAUGCUGGAAAAGAGGAAGAUGAGCCAGUUGAAGAUAUCUUAGAUGACAUGGACUUUGAGGAAAUAUCUGAUGGUGAGCUUGACGCAGAAGACAUCAAAGCUGGUGCUGAUGCAUUGAGUGUUGACUGGGCUGCUUUGUUGAAUCAAACUCGUGAUGUGAAACGUGAAGAAUCGGAGUCGAUCAUAAAUAGGUGGGAUGUAUCUAAUGCUUUGGCAAGGAUUGGCGUUCCUCAAUCAUUGAAGGGAUCUUUUGACUUAAAGAAGCUAGGAUUAGAGCCACCGACUAAGAGAAGUGAGACAAAAAUUGAGGACAACAAGGUCAGGAUGGCGUUCUUGUUUGAUAAAGAAAACAAGCUGCAGGAUGAAGUACCAGGUGUCCAUGCUGCCAUCAUCAUGAAGAAGGAGGAGAUUGCUAAUAUUUUAAAUCCAAAGCAUCAUAGAGGCAUUGAUUUUGCUUACGGUGAACAGCUGAGGAAAAUUUGUCCCUUCAAGAUAGAAAAAUCAACUGGUAUUGGAGACGAAGAGGGUACUUCUAAAAUAUCUGCAAACUUAAAGCAGCUUGCCCACGAUUUGCUGAGGGGAACAUGCGAUUUAAAGGAAGUUCACAGCAGAUUAAACGAAGAUGCUGAAACUAUGAAGGUUGAAGCUUAAUGUAGAGCUGAAGUGGCAUAUCAAAUAAAUGAAAUGCAACUA